Messenger RNA from Drosophila ficusphila, 768 nucleotides. RefSeq names its product larval cuticle protein A2B. The coding region runs from base 256 to 633 and encodes 125 amino acids. The record is from RefSeq and is a predicted model, not a curated record. Gene Ontology annotation, cellular component: extracellular matrix. The transcript has 2 exons. Lineage: Eukaryota; Metazoa; Arthropoda; Insecta; Diptera; Drosophilidae.
UGGAGGGGAGAAUUGUGCAAGUCGGGUGCUAUUUUCUGUUGGCACGUCCAUUGGGGAAACCUUUCGCAGGGGAAAAAGCCACAGAAAGGGGGCAUUGCGUCAGUGAGUGGAAUCGUUUUUGGCAGCGGUUGCCACACGGCGCAUGUGGUCGCCCUUUAUAACCCCGAUCCAGUGGGCAACCAAAGACAGUUCCGACAGCAAAGUCAAGCCACCAGCACCACCAAAAAUCCCAGGAAUACAGCAGCAAAUCUAGUCAUGGCCCUGAUCAAGAUCACCCUAAUCUGCUGCGCUCUGAUCGCCGCCAUCGAGUGCGCCCUGCUCCCAGCUGCGGUUCCAGUGGGAGUUCCUUUGAACACCGAGGUGGAUCCGCAUCCGCAGUACGCCUUCGCCUACAAUGUGCAGGACGCCCUCACCGGGGACAGCAAGAGCCAGCAGGAGGUGCGGGACGGGGACGUGGUCAAGGGAUCCUACUCGGUGGUCGAUGCCGAUGGCUCCCUGCGCACCGUCUUCUACACCGCCGAUCCCAUCAACGGAUUCAAUGCGGUGGUGCAACGCGGACCAGUUCCAGUUGCGGUGGCUCCACGUCCCCUGGUGGCUCCAGUGGCUCCCGUUGCUGCUCCUGUCUUUGGUUAGAAACUCAACAAAAGUAUCUGGGAACCUAGCUUUUACAUAACUUAUUGUCUGCUCCUUAGUCCGUUGUAAACCCGUAAAGCAAUUAAUAACAAACUCAGUAAGCCAAAGAUAUUAAAAUGCAUAUUCAUGACUUAA